GUCAGCUGACUGCAGCAUAUGAUCCAGGGUGAAGACAGCAGCAGGAGUAGGCGGAUAGAUUUCUGUCUGUUAUUUGCUGAUAUUUCUUCUCACCGCCGCGAUCCGCCAUGGCUGGACGGGGUAAGCUGAUCGCAGUGAUCGGGGAUGAGGACACCUGCACGGGCUUCCUGCUGGGGGGGAUCGGAGAGCUCAACAAGAACCGUAAACCCAAUUUCUUGGUGGUGGAGAAGGACACCAGUAUCACAGAGAUAGAGGAGACCUUCAAGAGUUUCCUGGCUCGCAGUGACAUUGGCAUCAUCCUCAUCAACCAGUUCAUUGCAGAGAUGAUCCGCCAUGCCAUCGAUGCCCAUAUGCAGUCCAUUCCCGCUGUGUUGGAAAUCCCGUCAAAAGAGCACCCAUACGACGCUUCCAAGGACUCCAUCCUGCGCAGGGCCAAGGGCAUGUUCUCUGCAGAAGAUUUCCGAUAAGAAAAAGAACUGAAAGAAUUAAGACCUAGACAUGGCAGGAGAUGGGAGAGGAAUAGCGCUAGAUGAAGAGCAGCUGAUAUUUGAUGGAUUUCUCUCCCAUAUCUUGCCUGAGUUGGUUUAAAUACAGAAUACUUCUGUAAGUGUUAAUGUGUAUGUUAUUUAGUGUCUUUGUCUGUUAUGUUGGAUAAAGUGAAAUGGGGUAAGUGUGUACCAGUGAUCGAACACCUAACUGGAUUGUGUAACUUGUGAUUCUGUGAUUCCAAAUAUUUUUUCAGUCACAUUUAAAUUAUAAAUGGUAUAUGUAAAUUAUAAAAUGAUAUAAUCUAUAAAUCUGUAAGUUUAUUUAUUUAGACUGAGCUGUCAAACAUUCCAUUUUACUUACAGCAACUUCCAUUUAGGAGUGUAUAAUCAAAUUAUGAACAAAUAUUAAUAUUUAUACAAUUAUUAAUCAAAUAUUAUACAUAUUAUUAUAUACAUAUAUUAGGUGACCUGAUGAUAAUACAUCCUGCUUUGUUUUGUUUUUGUAUUUGAUUAAUCCUUCAAUAUUACUUCAUGUCCAUACAUAUGUGCGUUAACUUAUUUGUUAAUAACUGCAAGAGAGAGUCUCAUGUUCAUUAAAGAGCAUAUGUCAAAUCUG
Messenger RNA from Astyanax mexicanus (Mexican tetra), 1104 nucleotides. It is a transcript of the gene atp6v1f, whose product is annotated as ATPase H+ transporting V1 subunit F. Gene Ontology annotation, biological process: proton transmembrane transport. The record is from RefSeq and is a predicted model, not a curated record. Gene Ontology annotation, cellular component: membrane; proton-transporting V-type ATPase, V1 domain. The coding region runs from base 108 to 467 and encodes 119 amino acids. Lineage: Eukaryota; Metazoa; Chordata; Actinopteri; Characiformes; Acestrorhamphidae. Gene Ontology annotation, molecular function: proton-transporting ATPase activity, rotational mechanism. The transcript has 2 exons.